AUGGACGACCGGUCGCCCACCGAGCCAAGAGCUCGUCAUGUCGCGUCCGCUGUGGGUAUCCACCGGCGGAGCACUAAUGCCUGCCAGCGCUGCAAGCGGAAGAAGAUCAAGUGCUUCUACAACAGCGCGAAUACCCACCGUAAAUGCGUCGCUUGUGCCAAGUCGCGUGCUGACUGUCAAUUUGACCUCCCUCCUGACGGCGUCUUUAGAGGUGAUGGAUACGUUGCCACUCUGGAGGCCCGCAUCCAGACCUUGGAGGCACAGUUACAGGCGGCGAAUUCCCAGUCUGCUCUUAGCGGGAACAAUGUGCAUCUCACGCCCCCGGAGGAUGCUGAGCGUCUUGGAGUACAAGAACAUGACCUCAGAAGGGCCGCUACCGGGCAUCCCAGCCGACGGCCGCAAGCCCAAGAUACCCUAUUCAAGUCGCCGCGAGCACCUCAAACGUCGAACUUUGACGUCACGGUCCUCGAUAUGCUGCAUGGCAACGCGUCUACCUCAGAAAUAGCAGAGUCCCUGCCUCCGCUUCCCUCUAGUGCCAGCGCCCGGACUCUGGUGGACACUGUCUACUUUUAUACCCAGGCGCGGUACUGCAUUGUCGACUGGACUCGGGUCCGCGAGUGGCACCAGGAUCGAGAUGCAAUUGCUUAUAUUUCGACCCAGGCCCCAGUCGAGGCGCAGAGAGGAGCCUUCUUUAUCUGGAUUAUCUAUGCCAUCGGUGCUCGUCUGAUUUCGAAUCCGGAGAAUUCAUAUGAGGAAUACUUCGCUCGUGCCCGAUGUUAUCUCCCCGCUGUGAUGGCAUCGCAAGACUCGGCGACAGUCCAAGCCCUGCUAUGUAUAGUGCAGUACUACUUUCGUGCUCCAACUGAAUCCCCAAUCUGGCAUCUAGUAGGUUUUGCACUGCGACUAUGUAUCAGGCUUAGAUUCCAUCGCUCUAUUUCGAAUACUCGAGAGUCGAGAGAUAUAGACCCGUACACCGUCGAGCUUCGGAAGCGGUUCUUCUGGUGUGCAUAUUGUUUUGACCGAUGCCUUGGAAUCCUGUCCAAGCUUCCAUUUGGGAUUAGCGACUCGGAUAUUGAUGUCGAGAUUCCCGUGGAUAUCGACUGCACAUGCACAGACCAGAACAAGAUCCAAGAACUGCAGCGACUGCAGGCAGCUGGGCAGGAUGGGCGUGAAGAGGGGACAGUGACGACAAUGACAGCCACCCUGCACCACCUGCAAGUCUACCGCAUCCGAUCAAAGAUACUAUCAAACUUCACUGGCCCACACGCCCAGAAACCCUCCUUCGACGACGUAAUGCGUCUCCUCUCCGAACUCGAUCAAUGGCGCCAACAAGCACCACGCAACGACGCCAGACCCUUCCCCCAGCAGAACCCCGACCGUGUCGAGGCCACAUACCUCCAAGCAAUCCUCAUCAUCAUCAGACCAGUUCUCAUGGGUAAUCCCAUUGAUCCCGCAUUAAUAAAACUCUGCGGUGACUUUGCCGCCGAUGCUUGCGAGAGCGCCAAAACCCUAAGUCUAAACCCGCAAACCCAAGCCGACCUCAUAACAGUCUACCACUUCUUCUACUGCGGCAUCACGCUCCUGCAAUGUCUCGCAAUCGAUCCAACAGCGCUAACGCCCCGGCGCGCACACCAGGCCAUCAGCGCCUGCCUGAGUGCGCUGGCGAUCUACACCCGCGAACUCCCCGCCGCGUCCCCGUUUCUGAAGCUCUUUGAGGAUGUCUCGAAUUUGUUUAUUCGGAAUGAUCAUUAUCAGCCUGCUGUUGGCACUGCUGGCGCUGCUGUUGGUGGGGUUGAGGUGGGACAGAGGGAGGGGUUGAAGAGGUUGUUGGAUCGGAUUGUUUGGAGUGGGCCCGAGGAGAUGAUGGGGAUCUGGCAGUCGGUAUCUGGGAAAGAACCAGAUUCAGGGAAUGGGAAUGGGAAUGGGAAUAUCAACCCUCCGAUGCCAAACCAACACAAUCAACAAGCCGAGACGCAGUCCGCUGCAGAAUCUUUAGAGAUCGAAACAAUGUACGACUCCAUCCUAGGAGGCCAAUCUACCGUGCUAGGUCUGGAUACAUCACCACUGACAAUCCCCGACAUCUCGAACCUGUUUACGCCGGACGUGGAAAUGGCGGGGCUCUGGGCUGGAUCGACGCCUUGGUUGGACUCGUCGACUUUGGAGUUUGAGAGGAUGGUUGCGGAGAAUGGGUUGGGAUGA
Aspergillus puulaauensis is the source of this 2199-nucleotide messenger RNA. RefSeq lists its product as uncharacterized. Gene Ontology annotation, biological process: DNA-templated transcription; positive regulation of transcription by RNA polymerase II. The record is from RefSeq and is a predicted model, not a curated record. Bases 1 to 2199 code for a protein of 732 amino acids. Gene Ontology annotation, molecular function: DNA-binding transcription factor activity, RNA polymerase II-specific; zinc ion binding; sequence-specific DNA binding. Lineage: Eukaryota; Fungi; Ascomycota; Eurotiomycetes; Eurotiales; Aspergillaceae. The transcript is spliced from 17 exons.